Messenger RNA from Aspergillus steynii IBT 23096, 3645 nucleotides. RefSeq lists its product as uncharacterized. NCBI's taxonomy places the organism in Eukaryota, Fungi, Ascomycota, Eurotiomycetes, Eurotiales, Aspergillaceae. The coding region runs from base 341 to 3484 and encodes 1047 amino acids. The transcript has 6 exons. The record is from RefSeq and is a predicted model, not a curated record.
CGCGUGUGUUCGUCCCAUCAUUCGUAACCGGCGUUGUCUGCCGGCCGUCGGUCGCCGAUAUCGCUGGCCUUAGACUUCCAUGAGAGCUGGCGAGAGCUGGCGAUUCUCAAUUCACUUGCAGAUCUUCUCUUGUCUUUGGCAAUAUCCCUAGAUCAGACUAUUUGAGUGUUCCCUUGCCGACACUAGUGAGUGAUACUCACGAGACUCUGUCUUUCAUUCACUGUCUUAGCGCGAAGUCGCGUUCGUCUUCUUCCUUCCCCUCAACAAUCUGAAUAUGAGCCUCCCCAAAUAUCGGCUGUUCAUCGGAUCCUCUCACUCUACUAUCUUUGUAUUUUGAUUGAUGGGUGUCUACGAGUUUAACCAUAUUCUCCCUAAACAUCGUUCCAACAUGACCUCGGAUUUCGCUGCGGGGGACAUUGUGACCCUGACAAAGACGGCGUGGGACCUCUACCACAGCUGCUAUCUCGUCGCCAGAGAUGCCCCCGACGGAUUUCGGAAACUUGUCGAUGAGCUGGCGUCUCUACAAGGGGCUCUGUGUUCGUUGCGAGACGAUGUCCUGUCUAGUGCCACGUUCUUCGAAGAUCUCGGGGACGAUCGCAAGCGCACCUUGCAACGAUGCCUGGCAGGCUGCUUCCAAACCCUGCAGCACCUGAAGGAUCUGGUUACUAGGUACAGGAAUAUGGGUGUCGGUGACGGAACACAAUUCUGGCAGAAGGUGAAAUGGGCAACACAACGGGGCCAAAUCGAGGAACUGAAGUCUAAGAUCAUGGUCCACACGUGCAACCUCAGCUUGUGCAUGAGCUCGAUAGGCAACUCGUCUCUUGAACGUAUCGAAAAGUCCAUGACGGAUGCCCUGGAACAAGACCGCUUUCUCUCCGUGUCUGGGUCUUCUCCGCCAGAGGAAGAACAAUUCUCGCUCUCAACUCCCGCGCAACAUGAUGCCAUCUACAGCGAAGAAGAAAGUGAGACUGAUCUACCUGUCAUAAGCUACACCAUAUCCGCCCCUCCUUCUACCCCGGCGAAUCGGCCUCGCACAAUCUCGUCCGGCUCCCUCACGUCUACACUGUCCGAUGGCUCUGGCUUUACUGGCCCUGGGGAAUCGCAGUUAGUCCAGUCCAUCAAAAAGCCUUUAUCGCGAAGCACUACAGAGAGAAGCUCGGGAUUCUCAUUUUCCACGCAAGAUACCUGCCUGUUCGAAGCCCGGGCUUUAGAUCAUGAAAGUAUGGAACUUUAUCCGGCAGUACGGGAUCCCUUUGUGUCCGAGAUUUACGAGUCUUAUGAGUCUUCCCCGACCAAAGACCCCGACCAGACGGCGGUCAUGAACGCCGUUACAAGUGCGAUGCAGCAGCUGCAACAAAUUCGGCUCCGCGAUCAACUCCACCGACCGCUGCGAUACGAGCCGCGCGACAAGUUUCACCAGCCUGAUGCCGAACUUAUCAGGAAGUUUGAUUACUUGACAAAUGUUCGCAGGCUUAAUACAAAUGACUGGCUGCGACUUGCUGUUUGGUGGCUGUUGAAGGCGCGGACUACGCUAACGAACUGUGAAAAACCUUGUCUUACCAACUCCAGGGGCAGUGUCAGCCCUUCGAUUGAAUCAGGGACUGCCAAUUCUCAAGCUUACGUUGAUCUGCUAAAGGCUUCGUACAUCCUGUACGACAUAGUUCUGGAAGAUGAAGCUUCUCAGGCAGUCUUGUCCGACGAGAACAGAAAGCUAAUCUCCGACCUAUCCGAAGGCAUCAAAGAUGAGUUUUCGCAGUUCACCUCCGUCGAUAUUCCCGAGUAUUCGGCCAUCCAUUCUCAGAACCUUGACAUAUGGGAGCCUUUACAGCCUGAAGAAGAACCGGGAAACUAUACUCCCCUCGGACUGGAGAAUGUCCGAUGGAUUUCGGUGGAUCAGGAGGACGCUGGAAACGAAGAGGAGAGGGUUCUCUUCCGAACAUUUGUCAAUGCGGGCAUCGGGAGCAAAAGACUUCGUAUGCGUACUAAAGGUGCCCCGUACAUGCUCCUGCUGUCGACUAGGAACGGUGAAAGUGAACCCAAAAUAACACUAUGUAAUCAGAGUGGCACCCUCUGUUUACAACGAGACUUCACCCCAGAGGAUGUUGCUCAGCUUGUGCAAAUUACCCAAGCAUCCAUCAGUGUCCCUGGCGCAAAGAUUUCAGAGCCCAUCAUUCUGAGGUUUGGGGCCCAAAGUGUCUCGAUCUCCUUCCAAUACAUGGCAGAUCUCAUGCAAUUUAUUGGAGUUCCAAGGGCCUACUUUGAUGCUGUCUGGCAACGAGAGCCGGUCGACUCGGCCGAGUUUUCAGAAACCGUGGUCUUCAAAAGCUCGCUGGAGCUAUUUGAGCAACUUAAGGCAACGACCAUGAAGUCCAUGAAUCCCCCGAUGGUGCAUGGGUCGUGCGAAGUUCGUAUCCUGGAACGUUCCUUUGGCGAGGCCUGGCGGUCGAUGCGGCGCAUGGUCAUCAGCUCCUCGGCGGCGGAGAAAAACCCACGAUGCAUGGAGAUCUUCAUGCCGAUGAGCCAGGUCCAGGUUUGUCGUGAGCAGGACUCUCGCCAGGUGCUCAUCAAAUGGUCCGACACCCGCCAGGAGAGGUCCAGCAAGACGGACGGCAACUACCACCCUAUUUUCUCGUACAUCUACGACCACAACAAUCCCAAUAUUGGUCUCAGCCUACACUUCCGCACUCAGCAGCAAGCCGAGGAGUUUGAGAGAGUCGUGUUAAGUCUGUCGCUCAAGCCUGCUUUUUGGUGGACUCAAUCCGGGAAUCCCGGGCAAGUGUACGACGUGACGGACCACAAUCUCGACCAGAAGCAAUAUAAGGCGAUAUCAGUCCUCCACACUCGGCUAUCGUGGAAAUACAUCAAUCUGUAUUAUCUCUAUCGCGACGCAGAUUAUGUCUAUGAGCACUCCAGUCUCCGCGUCCAUUUCCCGCGCGUGUUCUACACCGAUUAUAUCUCGUCGCACGUGGACAAGCUAUACCCGGCCGACCACCCGGUGUUUUUCUCGCACUGCGAAAAGAAGAUCGGGAAUUUCACGGUCGUUUUCAAGGAGGAGCAGGCACUCCGCGGAUUCAUGACCUCACUGGCUUCGGCAUAUGAGCUUGCAUUCUCCCGUCGCGCGGUCUCCCUAACGACCAAGGGGAAGAGCAUGUUCGGGACUAGCAAAUCCAGCAAAGGCGAAACGGAAGUCCAGCUCUGGAGGAAGGGGAGCACGGUCCAAUUUGCCUCGCGCUGGAAGGACCUUAACAACGAUCAGUGGCUGACGAUGUCCGUCCCAUCGGGGGUUCGUCUGUCGUCUGACCACAAUCGAGUAGACUUUCCUGCGGUUAUAUAUUCGCGAGGAGCGGUGUUAAACAUGGCUACCAUUAUGGCAGGUGCACCGAAGCAUUCUAAUAAAUUAAGGAAGACUGGGCCUAUUACGGUCAAUUUCCCCACGGCUAAAGAUCGAGAAGAAUUUGUGAAAAUCCUGACCAGCAUGUCCUGAUGAUGAUAGAAUUCUGAUAAAAAGGAGGGAAUUUGCUCAUGGAUGGAUGUCAGUGUGGUUGAUUGGCGCUGAUGUAUGAUCGCUCGAUUGUUGAUUGAUUGGGUGGGAUGAAUAGAAAAGAAAGCAUUGAUUCUAUUCAUAGACCAAUACGGUGCAUCGAU